CUGACUGAUUGAUCUCAGUUAGCAAUGGGAGCUUACAUCAGCUGGCGGCGGAAGCUUUGACAGGAAGGAUUUGGCUGCUCUGGAGUCCAGUUGGCAGAUAUGGUGAGGCACGGCGUGAUGUCGGAGCUGCAAACCAUCCAGCAUCCUCAUCAGGGCAACCCCCUGGCUGUGGGCCAAGUAGGACAAACCUGUGCGAGAAUCCAGAACAAUGGGAACAUCACGGAAGAACCGCAGCCCCUCUCGCAGGGUACAGCAGAGAUUGAGAAAAGUCAGCCGGUGAACAUCCCAGAUUUUUCCAAAAGGAGAAAGAAGAAACGGACUAGAGCAACAGACAGCUUCACAGGCACCUUUAACGAUCUGUACAAACUGACAGAUGAGGUGCUUGGUCAGGGGGCAUAUGCUAAAGUUCAAGGAUGUGUGAGCCUGCAAAAUGGACAGGAGUUUGCUGUGAAAAUCAUAGAAAAGGCCGCAGGGCACAGCCGAAGCAGAGUAUUUCGAGAGGUGGAGACUCUCUAUCAGUGUCAAGGAAACAAAAACAUCUUGGAACUGAUCCAAUUCUUUGAAGACAGCUCGUACUUUUACUUGGUGUUUGAAAAGCUGCGUGGAGGCACCAUUCUUACACACAUCCAGAACCGAAGGCACUUUAAUGAACUGGAGGCCAGCAAGGUAGUCCGGGACAUUGCGCAAGCUUUGGACUUUCUACACACAAAGGGUACAUUUAUUUCGGAACAGCUUAUAUGUCGAAGUCUUGACAUGAAAACGAUUUAUUUUGGAGUGUGUUUUUGCUUCUCAGGAAUUGCUCAUAGGGACCUCAAGCUGGAAAACAUCCUGUGUGAAUACACUGACCGGGUGUCACCAGUAAAAAUCUGCGACUUUGAUCUGGGAAGUGGAGUAAAGCUCAGCAGUGCCUGUACUCCCAUAACGACGCCAGAGCUCACCACGCCGUGCGGCUCAGCGGAGUACAUGGCUCCGGAAGUAGUGGAGGCGUUCACCGACGAGGCCUCCUUCUACGACAAGCGCUGUGAUCUGUGGAGCCUCGGCGUCAUCCUCUACAUCCUGCUGAGUGGAAGCCCCCCCUUCACAGGCCACUGUGGCACUGACUGCGGGUGGGACCGGGGGGAAGCAUGCAGAGCGUGCCAGAGUUGCCUGUUUGAGAGCAUCCAGGAGGGCAAGUACGAGUUUCCAGACAAGGACUGGGCUCACAUCACAGACGGAGCCAAAGAUCUCAUAUCAAAGCUGCUGGUUCGGGACUCCACUCUGCGCCUCAGCGCUGCUCAGGUCCUGCAGCAUCCUUGGUUACAGGGGAAUGCACCAGAGAGAGGUCUUCCAACUCCUCGUGUCCUACAGAGGAACAGCAGCACCAAGGACUUGACCCAGUUUGCAGCAGAAGCCAUCGCCUUUAACCGGCAGCUCUCCCAGCACGACGAGCAGCAGGAGGAGUCGGCGUCCAUCGUCUGCUCCAUGAGGCUGUCCCCUCCUUCCAACUCCCGGCUGGCCCGCAGACGGGCCCAGUCCAACGCUCUGCGCAGCGGGGACUUCUCUUCUGUUUCUGAUGACCUCGCAGCCUGAGCCACCAGCACAACCUCCCUCCUGGUUGUCUUCACUAACCGAUAUCAGAUUCUACUGGCUCUUUUUUUGUUUUGUUUGUUUUGUUUGUUUCUUUUUUUUGCACAGGGAGUCUUAUUGGAGCACUCACAUGGUAUCAGAGUCGACUAACUCUACAUCCAACACUUUUUAAGCUGCCUAGGUUUUAAACUCUCGAGAUCACUUUUCGCUUUAAAAAAAAGUAUUUCUUAAGCUUUACAGAUGUAUUUAUUGGUAAUUCUCAACCAAAAAGUCAGCAACAAAACCUCUGUUGUUACCAGCAGAUAAUUCAAGGACAUAUCAUUACCAAAACAGCGUUUUAGAGGUGCAGCUGUUUACUGUCCUCGUGCAAAAAUCAUUUUGUUUUUGCUGAUUUUAUUUCUCUUUUAUUUUUUUUUUAGCUGUGAAUUAUUCAGUAUUUUGAUUUUAUUAUUAAGCUUCUGAAAAGGGAUGAUUUGUGCUUCUUAAAGCCCAUAUGUGGAUGUGAUCGGAUGUUUGUGUUUAUGUUUGAAGGGUAGAAGAGGACGGUUCUUGGGGAAAACUGGACCUUUUAUUAAUAUUACCAGUUCAUGUCAUUAUGUGUAAUUGCAUGAGUGUGAAAUUCAGGUGCUAGAAUUAAGGAUCUUUUCACUGCAACACAACCUACCUGUAGCACUGAUGUACUUUAAAAUGAACUUAGUUUGAGUGAAUGCAAGAGAAGCCCAUUUGUGCCACUUUAAAGAAAACUAAACUCACAGUCACUAUUUAUGAGUGUUAAAGUUAUAACUAUGAGGUAACAAUAAUCAAUAAAUACAAUGUAUAUUUAAAGUCAAAUCAAUUAAAUAUACAUUUAUAAAAGGUAACAUAUUUUUGAGAUAAACAAUUUUAUUGUGUUUUUCAUCCUGUUUUUCCUUUGUUUUUUUAAAAACCAACAUUUUUAAAAAAACAAUAAGUUUAUCAUAAGUCCAGGUACGAAGUCAAAAUUAUGGUUAUCUACAUCAUAACGUUUUUAAUGUGAAUUAUAACUUACUUUAUAAAACUUAACUGAGAAUUGUGACUUCAAAUUUCAUAAUUUGAAUUAUAAAUCAUCAGUAAUAUAUUUACAACCUACAAUUUUAAGCAUUGAAAUGCAUGGCUAUGACUCAGUUUCUUUGAAGUUGUCUGAAUGGGCUUCCAUGGUACGAGGAGAAUAUAAUGUAUGCAGAGCAUUAUUAUUUUUUAUAAAUUUUUAUUUCAAUUCUCCAGAUAGGUUUUGUUUUGCUGUAAAAAAAACAAACAAAAAAUGAAACGCCACAACAAAUAUUGAUUUAUUUUCUUCUGGUCUCGGUUGUUUAGUAUAUUUGGAGUGGGGUUUUUUUUUGUAGACUUGAGCUGUGAUUCUUGCUUUUAAAGUUGUAGAUAGUUGCGAAAGUCAAAGGGAUUUAUUUUCAUGUUACAUUUGAUAGUAAGAAAUUAGCCUAAAGUAAUUGAAGGGAUUUAUUUUUGUAAGUGUAUUUUGUUUAGUUUUGUAUCUGGUAAUGUGAAGAUGGAAGAAAAAGGGAUUGAGCAAGUUGACGUUUGUUUAUCUAAAACUAUUUUGACUUGAUUUUGUUUUGGGUUCAUGUUCGGGCUGCAGUAUUCGCCUGAACUUCUUUUAACCCUUUUAAGUUUACGUGCCGCCCUCGAACAGAACCC
This is a messenger RNA of Xiphophorus maculatus (southern platyfish), 3237 nucleotides long. It is a transcript of the gene mknk1, whose product is annotated as MAP kinase interacting serine/threonine kinase 1. NCBI's taxonomy places the organism in Eukaryota, Metazoa, Chordata, Actinopteri, Cyprinodontiformes, Poeciliidae. Bases 100 to 1569 code for a protein of 489 amino acids. Gene Ontology annotation, biological process: peptidyl-serine phosphorylation; protein autophosphorylation; intracellular signal transduction. The transcript is spliced from 13 exons. The record is from RefSeq and is a predicted model, not a curated record. Gene Ontology annotation, cellular component: nucleus; cytoplasm. Gene Ontology annotation, molecular function: calmodulin binding; calcium-dependent protein serine/threonine kinase activity; ATP binding.